This is a messenger RNA of Homarus americanus (American lobster), 955 nucleotides long. RefSeq lists its product as uncharacterized. The record is from RefSeq and is a predicted model, not a curated record. The coding region runs from base 87 to 671 and encodes 194 amino acids. The transcript is spliced from 2 exons. NCBI's taxonomy places the organism in Eukaryota, Metazoa, Arthropoda, Malacostraca, Decapoda, Nephropidae.
CAGGACACAGGCUUCAAUUACCCACAACCUCUCCACUCGCUCAGCUGUCCAGUUCCUUAGCAAAUUUCCUUCAGAGUGCAGACAAUAUGCAGCUGAAGAAAUGGCUCACAGGCGCCGUCCUGGUCGUCCUGCUGGAUCUGGUGACGCCCUUCAUAUUGACGACGGCAGUGACUGUGGGAGUGACGAUCGCUAACCCUACCCUGGCGCUGAUCGGCGGCACUGGCCUUCUUCUUGGAGCCGCUGGCCUCGCUACUGUUAAGAAGGCCAAAGUGUUGACUCCCAAAUUUCACCACCGCUUCGUGCGUCAAGCAAUACAGCUGCCUGACGAAAGCUUCUCCACCAGCGCUUUAGAGGCUCUGUUUGCCGUUGCCGAAAGUUUAGACCAAGAGACCAACUGUGGCCAACGGUUGGUGUGCGAGCUGGCGGCCACCCCCGAGGCCCAGCUGGCUCCUGACGAGGAUCUGCUCAUAUCCUUCAUUGAGGAUCAGAGCAGCCUCAACCACAACCAGCUCAACAGUCCAGCCACCACCUUUCAGCGGGCCUUCUUCCUGGGCCGCCAGACUGGCUCUGUCGAGGACUGUGCCAACACUUACCAGAAGUGUCCGUUCAGCUCUAACCAGACCAUGGAGAUCAUCAGGAGCGUCGGACCCGCCGCAUCUACCCAAGUCUAGCCUCUGUUGUCCCUCACCACAUUAGCUCUCAAUACAUCUACCCAAGUCUAGCCUCUGUUGUUUUUUCCGUGUUCAUAUCUGAACUAACAUGGCCAAGGCAUCCCACUAACAUAUUCAUACAACAAAUGAUCAAAGAGUUUAUUAAAAAAAAAAAAGAUCCAAACAUCAUUUAUGAGAUGUGUGUAACUGUGGUGGUGUUGGCACUAGUCACUAGAGGAUCCUUUAGGCUGAAUGAUCUAUCAUUUUGUAUUCGAUUACGAAAUAAAUAUUGAUUAUAAAAAGUA